AUGGGCCGCCAGGCUUAUUUAAACCGGCUCGCUUUGGGUCGGUCACCAUACGAACCUCCAGAGACAGCGACAGUCGACCCUUCAAAUCCAGUGAGAAGGGUUUCUAACAUACAUUCCGACAAUUACAUGCAACAGUAUGAUGCACGAGGGCAUCAUGUCAACCCUGAGUCCAAAGCUCUGGGCCGAGAGCUCCGCAGAGCGAAAAAUGACAUUCUCUCUACUAUGGGGAUCGUGGUUAGUGGCGAGGACCGAAAUGCCAGCACAUCCAAUGAAGAACAGAAGAUGAACCAAAUCGCAACCGAGAAUGACUUCGGCUUGGUCAUAACUACCUUAGAUCAGCUAUUCGUGUUCUUCAGCACCUGGUGGUCAUCAUCCCUUACAGGACGCAUUCUGACAUUUAAGCACUAUGCUCACGCACCAUUGCUGGAUGUCAUACGCUCUGAGCGCGAGACCACGGGAAUUCUAGGGUUUUAUUGUGCUGGUAUUCCUGGCUGGGCAAUUUCUAGCACAUUAGCAAUUGCCCGCGAAAAUCCUCUCAGGCGCUUUCUCCUCACGAUCCGUGAUUAUGUCUUGGGAUUCACCGACAGCGGUAGUCUGUCCUUGAGUAUUCGUGCUUUCUUUUCUAUGGGAUACCACGUGACAAAGCAUUCAGUUCUCAUCUUGUCCCUCGAGGCAUACAUGUAUUCUGUGCUUCAAACACUUUCAUUAGUGCCUUCGAACUCCAUCCCCAGUCUUCGAAUGUUGAUCCCCUUUGGCGAGGCUUCUUUGUUCCGACUCCCGCCUCUCCCUGUGGACUUUUCUCUCCCAUCAAUUGGGGGUUUUGUGAUGCAACUUCUGACGUCCCCUGGAGUUCUGACAUUCGCUUACGCAUUUUACCUGCGCCCAGAGUUAGAGGAGCGCAUUUAUAGACUGAUCCGACGCCAAAUCCCCAAACCUACCGUCGCAGACGAGCUUUCGAUUCGAGUUGCCUACGAGGAAAACCUUCUUGAGUGGGUCGCCCCAACCCUGGGACGCAGAUCAGAAGAAGAAACUCGCCGUGCGAAACUUACAUUGGCACAAGAUAUCAAACAAGAGCUUGUCGCUUUACGAGGAUGGGUAUUCUCUCUAUUCGGACUUUUGUCCAAUAAGACCCCAGAUCAGCCGCGAAUCGAUGGCCAAGACCCUGAGAGCAUUGAAAACAACCUUAGACAAUCGAUUGAGUCACUACAACAUGAGCUCGAAGAAGUUCAACUUCGUGCGAAUUUCGCUGGAGUCGAGGCGCGUGAUAUUUUAGCUAGACCUUUGGAAACCAUCGCUCGUGGUGAUGCCCGCAUUGCGUCGCCAAAUUCGUUGCCUGUUGCGGAUUUGAAUCAAACACCUGAUGCUGAGCUGGGUCCAGACAUGAACCAAGUCCUUACAAACGAGAACCGCAUGUCUCAAUCUCCUGGUGAGAUGAGCAAUGACUUCUUUUCAGAAAUAGCUACCCUUGGACGAACAAGCGCACCCUCAAAUGCCUCACGCUCGCAGAGCCAAGCAAGCAAUGUCCAACAAGCUGAGCCUUCAGCAAGACCUCGUCAGAACUCUCGCUCCAACACUCUGUUCUCCCGACCAUCAUCCCCAGAAACAUCGCCACCCACCUCACCUCGCGUUAGAGCUUCUUUGAUUCAUCAGAGUUCCGACAUCAUCACAAUGCAGCUGGAGCUUUUGGGUAACCGCAAUCGCAACCCUCAAACCGAAACACCUUCCCAGCGGAAUCCGCCUUUCUUCGGUCGUAAUAACCCAGCGACUGCCAUGGACCGAAGGUCUAUAGCCGAUUUCCUCGAGGCGUUGAUCUUGAGCCAAGCCCAGCAACAAGCUACACAGCAAUUGCCACUAGUUGAAACCGACGGCGUAUCUGGCGUCACUGCCGGUGCCAGCUUUGAUACAGGCCAGGAUAUUCCUGCUGAGGAAAGUCAGCCUCAAAAUAUUGUUCAAGAGGCCAUGGCUGAUCACCAUGUGGACCCUGCACCUCUUGAAGAAACCCCGGCUUCCAACAUGCCAAAUAUUCUCCCAGACGGCGUUGAAGAGCCUAAUGACGAAGAACAAGUGAGCUUCCAACCAUUGGAAAUAGCCGAAGCUGGCGAAAUUCCUUCCAAUUCUGCACUCCAGCCCAUGACACAUGCACCUGGACUACCCGUCAUUUCUCACAGAGUGACGCUCCUAUCCGCCCACCCGGUAGACUCACUUGCAUCACAUCUCGCGUCAUUCAUAAGCACCAUCAUCCUAUCGCCCAUCGAAUCGCUUUACGUCCGGUCUCUAGCUCAUUCGUAUAUUGCUCUGCACCCUUCUUCUACGGUCCGACCCUCGGACCUACACUCUAUAGGCCUAUGGGGUGGCGGACGAUCCUGGCAUGAUAUUUUUGCCUACUGUGGUAGACUGGUUCUUAUGAGAGGUAUGCAGGCUGCGCUAAGAGCAGGUGUGUGGGGUUUCUUGGUCGGUUCCACAAUGAGAAUCGGGCGGAAGUUUUGUGGCUGGGGGACUCUAUAG
Penicillium pulvis is the source of this 2505-nucleotide messenger RNA. RefSeq lists its product as uncharacterized. The record is from RefSeq and is a predicted model, not a curated record. NCBI's taxonomy places the organism in Eukaryota, Fungi, Ascomycota, Eurotiomycetes, Eurotiales, Aspergillaceae. The transcript is spliced from 4 exons. The coding region runs from base 1 to 2505 and encodes 834 amino acids.